UCGUGACGAAGACGAUUUUUUAAGAUAGCGUUAAGACAUUAGUUUGAUAAACUCCACGGCUUGUUUUGCCGUGUUUUGUACUGAAACAAACAUUUAGUGAAAUGCCAAAUAAACCAACAAAACAAUGGUUUCUGCCCGCGCCUUGGGGGAAGAUUGCAUUGGUAUCAUGGGGUCACCCGGCCAACCCAGCGGUGCUGAUGUGUCACGGCUUCAUGGACAGUGCUGCCACCUUCAUCCCCCUACUGGAACUACUGCCCGAUAGUUAUUACUACGUCGCCUUCGACUUUCCAGGUCACGGCCUAUCUGACCCGUACCCGGCGGGCAUGCUGCCCAGCCUGACCCACCUGCUGGGGGUCACGCGACGCGUCGUGGACCACAUGACCUGGGAGCGGUUCAACUUUCUCAGCCACUCUAUGGGCGGGUUAGUUGGUGCAUUCUACAACGCAAUAUACCCGAAUACAAUAAACAAGAUAAUAAACCUGGACAUCAGCACGGCACUGGGGUCGUUCCUGACCGCCUCCACCACCGGCGCGGCGGAGCUGAGCUCCUGGUACCUGUAUCUGUACGACGAGUAUUAUGGGAACUAUAAGAGGUACAAUACCCCUGAUCCCCGGCUAGUUACGUAUGAGGAAGCGGUGUCCUCGGUAGCGCGCAACAGAAAAGUUACGAAAGAACAGGCUGCUAUUCUACUGUCCCGUAGCCUUAUACCAGCUGGCGAUGGCAAAUUUCACUACUCCUGGGACCCGAAAAUGAAGAAAAUCACCAACAUAACCCUGUCAAGAGAAACCCUCACCCACAUAUUCACAAGACACACACCACCGACCCUCAACGUGACCUCUUCAGAGCUGAAACCCGAAGAUCCCUUUACCCAGUUUAGUGUUGAUAUGAUGAGAGUCAUUCAGGAGACAGCUGCGAAUCAUGAAACUGUGUUUGUAAAAGGUGGUCAUGAUUUACAUGUGACUAACGCGAGAGAGGUGGCGCCUUAUGUUGUUGAGUUUUUGGACCGGCCGUUUAACGCUUGUUUGUCGAAAUUGUGAUUAGAUUUAGGCCUUUGGUAAAGAGGUGCAUGUGAAUAAAGUUAACUUGCGUAUUUCAUU
Molecule: messenger RNA, 1097 nt
Organism: Plutella xylostella (diamondback moth)
Lineage: Eukaryota; Metazoa; Arthropoda; Insecta; Lepidoptera; Plutellidae
Product: serine hydrolase-like protein
Cellular component (GO): membrane
Source: RefSeq, a predicted model, not a curated record